AAGUUUAUUCUUUUGGCCUAAAUUAGAUGUAAUAAAAAAUGGUUGUCCACGCUUCAGGCGCAGAGAAAACUAUGCCACUCCCAACAGCUGGAAAAUAUCCGGGCGGCGAGAAGUUUCAACCUUCAGCUCCGUCACUUCCAUCCGCCCCGCCUUAUUCAACGGUGGUUCCAUGUAAAACAAGAAAACCACGUAAAUGCUGCAUGGUAUCCAGCAUUGUUUGCAACUUGCUCUUGUUGGCAGUUGUUAUUAUUCUGGGCAUCGUGAUGAUUACACACGUUAAGCGAAGUAAAUGCGCCAACAAAGUUUACAGAGAUACACAGAGAUAUAAUAAAGAAAACUAUCUCUACCAGGUCAUUGGAUGUGAUGUAAUGAACACUAUGAAAAUGGAAGGACCGAUUGAUAGGAUGUUAGACGACAUAAAAGAAAAACAGGAGGAUGAAGAUGACAAGCCUCUGGACUACGGAGGUAAAAGUCCAAAAGGCAGAAGACCAAAACACAGAGGAAGAAGAGGACCUUAAAGAAAUACUGAGUGAAAGCGUAAACAUUUGACCAACUAUAGUACAUAUUGAUUUUUAUUAUUAGUUAGAGUCAAUCAGGAAGCAUUAAUCGAUGAUACAAUAAAAAUGAAAAUAAUUUAUUGGUGUCCAUUAAAUGAUUACUUAUCGAUCUUGAUCGGUAAGU
Messenger RNA from Styela clava, 681 nucleotides. RefSeq lists its product as uncharacterized. Lineage: Eukaryota; Metazoa; Chordata; Ascidiacea; Stolidobranchia; Styelidae. The record is from RefSeq and is a predicted model, not a curated record.